AUUCAAUGGAAGUAUGUUACCAGCUGCCGGUGCUGCCCCUGGACAGGCCGGUCCCCCAGCACGUCCUCAGCCGCCGAGGGGCCAUCAGCUUCAGCUCCAGCUCCGCGCUCUUCGGCUGCCCCAAUCCCCGGCAGCUAUCACAGAGGCGUGGAGCUAUCUCCUAUGACAGCUCUGAUCAGACUGCGUUGUACAUUCGUAUGCUAGGAGAUGUACGCGUAAGGAGUCGAGCAGGAUUUGAAUCAGAAAGGAGAGGUUCUCAUCCAUAUAUUGAUUUUCGUAUUUUUCACGCUCAAUCUGAAAUCGAAGUUUCUGUGUCUGCAAGGAAUAUCAGAAGGUUACUAAGUUUCCAGCGGUAUCUUAGAUCGUCACGCUUUUUCCGUGGUACCAGCGUUUCGAAUUCUCUAAACAUUUUAGAUGAUGAUUAUAAUGGACAAGCCAAGUGUAUGCUGGAAAAAGUUGGAAAUUGGAAUUUUGAUAUCUUUCUAUUUGAUAGACUAACAAAUGGAAAUAGUCUAGUAAGUUUAACCUUUCAUUUAUUUAGUCUUCAUGGAUUAAUUGAGUACUUCCAUUUAGAUAUGAUGAAACUUCGUAGAUUUUUAGUUAUGAUCCAAGAAGAUUACCACAGUCAAAACCCUUACCACAAUGCAGUCCAUGCUGCAGAUGUUACUCAGGCCAUGCACUGUUACCUAAAAGAACCUAAGCUUGCCAAUUCUGUAACUCCUUGGGACGUCUUGCUGAGCUUAAUUGCAGCUGCCACUCAUGAUCUGGAUCAUCCAGGUGUUAAUCAACCUUUCCUUAUUAAAACUAACCAUUACUUGGCAACUUUAUACAAGAAUACCUCAGUACUGGAAAAUCACCACUGGAGAUCUGCAGUGGGUUUAUUGAGAGAAUCCGGUUUAUUCUCACAUAUGCCAUUAGAAAGCAGACAACAGAUGGAGGCUCAGAUAGGCGCUCUGAUACUGGCCACGGACAUCAGCCGGCAGAACGAGUACCUGUCCUUGUUUAGGGCCCAUCUGGACAAAGGCGACUUACAUCUGGAAGACAUCAGGCAUAGGCAUUUGGUUUUACAGAUGGCUUUGAAAUGUGCAGAUAUUUGUAACCCAUGUCGGACCUGGGAAUUAAGCAAGCAGUGGAGUGAAAAAGUAACAGAGGAGUUCUUCCAUCAAGGAGACAUAGAGAAAAAGUAUCAUCUGGGUGUGAGUCCACUUUGUGAUCGUCAGACCGAAUCUAUUGCCAACAUCCAGAUUGGUUUUAUGACGUAUCUCGUGGAGCCUCUGUUCACAGAAUGGGCCCGGUUCUCCAACACCAGGCUGUCCCAGACAAUGCUCGGACACGUGGGGCUGAACAAAGCCAGCUGGAAGGGACUGCAGCGAGAACAGUCCAGCAGCGAGGACGCUGACGCUGCAUUUGAGGAGCUGAACUCACAGUUAUUACCUCAGGAGAACCGGUUAUCCUAAACCGCCCCCCAAGUCAGUGGGCAGACUGCCUCUGGAGCUCGUUAGAAAUGUGAAUGGGGUCUUGAGGUGAGAGAACUUUACUCUCGGCUGCUGAGGGAAGUGAAUGACGCCAGCAUUAUUUAUUUCCAAGAUUUCCUCUGUUGGAUCAUUUGAACCCACUUUUUAAUUACAAGACCCGAACACAGCAAUAUGCAUUUGGCUUUCGUGUGAAACCUUGAAUAUGCAAAGCCCAGUGGGAGCGAACCGAAGGGAAUAACAAAGUUUUGCAGGAAGUUUUGCAGUGGCCCUCGUGCUUCUCGAAGCAUCAUGAAACUUGAACCGAAGCCUUCAGCAGAAAUCUUUGGAAUUUAACCCGUCUGAUGCAACAGUGUGUAUCUGUACCUUCCACUAAGUUCUCUCGGAGAAAAUGGAAAUGUGAAGUGCCCAGCCUCUGCGCCUCUGGCCAGACUCGAUGUUUACAGACCAACUCUGAAAUAUUGGUUCUCAAUCCGCCUUGGAGCACGAUUGUGAAGGAACCACUAAGAAUUUUAAAGAUCAAACCUAAACUGCAGCCCUUUCCCCCGGUUUGCCUUUCUUCUUUGGAUGCCACCAAAGCCUCCCAUUCGCUAUCCUUUUACUUUGUGCACUGGAAACUGAGCAUUUAUCCUAGAGUGCCGCCGAGCUUUCACUCCAGUGCUGUUGGGCAAUGCAAUUUUUUUUAACUCUUAGUUUUUAAUUUGGGGCGGGAGGGGCAGAACCCCAGUGUCCUAGCUGUAUUAUGAUUCCGCAGUGAAGACGUUGCAUGUUGUUUUCACUAAUGUACACUUGACCUGCACAUGCAAGAAAAGGGUGGAAUGUUUUAAAACACCAUAAUCAGCUCAGGGUAUUGCCAAUCUGAAAUAAAGUGGGAUGGGCAAGUGUGUCCUUCAGAGCAAGGGUACUAAAGUCCCUCUCGCUGCAGGGAGUGAGAGGUAUGUUGUGUGUGUGCGGAUGUGUGUGUGGGGCACGCUUGUGCAUGUGUGACUGUGCAUGUGUUCUAUUUAUCCACGUGGGAAGGAUUGGGAACGUCAGCUUUUAUUUAUUAUUUUAGAAUGUGACAUAAUGGGCAGCCACACGUGGGGAGGGGAAGGGAGGUCAGCCGUAACAGAUCGCUCCAGAUGCCUUAAACUAUGCACAAAGCUAAGUGACCAAACUUCUUGUUUUGAUUUGAAAAAAGUGCAUUGUUUUCUUGUCCCUCCCCCUUUGAUGAAACGUUACCCUUUGAUGGGCCUUUUGAUGUGAACAGAUGUUUUCUAGGACAAAAUCUAAGGACUAAUUUUAAACUUACAACAUUCCACUUUUGUAAUUUGUUUUAAAAUGUUUUAUGUGUAGUAAGCACAACUGUAAUCUAGUUUUAAGAGAAACCGGUGCUUUCUUUUAGUUCAAUUGUAUUUCCCUUGUUACUGUAAAGGACUGUUUAUUAAUUAUGUUUACAAGUUUGUUGCAACAGUCAUUCUCUUGGGAGAAAGCUUGAGUGUAAAGCCAUUUGUAAAAGGCUUUGCCAUACUCAUUUUAAUACGUGCCUGUUGCUGUUAACUUUUGACGAAUAAAAACCUAUCUUUUCACAUUUUCAUCUUUGAUAUUUACCUGUAAGUCAGUCCGUUGGAAACCAUGACACUAAAUUACUAGGGAAGCAAAGAAUUCGCUUGUCGGCUCCGGCAUUCGCUCGCUACACGUUUGUUCAGGCAGAGCUGGGCGCAGGCGGAGUCCUGCGGGCUCGUGUGCUGCCUGCACCUCACGGGUGAGCAAGCUGAGGCCGGGAUGUAGUGGACAGAGUCCUGACAGCCGGGAGAAGUCGGCUCUGAGCCCAGCCUCUUGACUCCACAGCCCUUUGUUCCCACGGCGGGAACCUCAGGCCUUGCAGAGUCUUUGAAAUCUGGCGUGUAUUUUAUGCUUACAGCACGUCUCGGUUCGGACCAGCCAUGUUUCAGGUGCCCGGUCUCCACAUGUGGCUCGUGGCCACCACACUGGACAGCUGGGUGCAGAAGUCCAAGGGCUAUGUGGGGAAGGCAGACGUUCUCGGGAAGCCAAACGACGAUCAGCCGGUUGCUUGAGCAUGGAUUCUGAGCAAGGGAAGCAAGUCACCUCACGCAUCCUGCAGGGACGUACCUGCUGCUACUCGUUUGUGGACCACGGCUCCCCUGAACGAGGCUACAGCUUCUCCGCCAGGAGCUGCUUCUCCACGCCUGCGUGAUUGGCACAUCCAGCAGACAGACCUUCAGCCUUGCAUCAGUUGAGCCUGCCUGGGCUCCAUCUGCCAGUGUAUGAUUGCUUUCUUCUUCUCUGACCUGUUACAUGUUUCUCACUGUUGGAUAUUCAGAGGAUUGUCUUCUUAUUGCCACUCUUCAGGGGGAGACACCUGAGCGUUGCUCCCAUCUCCUGCCUACACAUAAAAUAAACCCACUGCAAAGCUAUCAGUCUACCAUCAUGAGCAAUUAUGUGGAAACUAGUCUGUCGAUGGCGAAGUCACGUGGUCACAGUAUCCGAGUUCCUGUUGUGUGCAGAACUGCACUGGAUGUAAUAAAGAAGGCAGUCUGCUCCGGAGCUGCGUCAGAGAGAUCAUCGUGCAGAGUGUCACGUGCUCUCCACCGUCACCGAUCACACCUGCUUCUCACCCUUUUUCAUCCUCUGAUAGCAAGCAUGACUGGCCAGUGAAGAGGGACGGCUCCUAGGCCAUGUGAACAGAAAGCUGUUCACAACUCUGGUAAAAAUCCUGUUGUGAAGAGUGUCUUUCUCCCCAAAUUACGGCUUUUCCAGCUGGGAAGACAGUGGUUAGGAGGGACAGGACUGCCCUGUAGCGGCCACAGCAGUUUGGGAUGGAAUGGGAGGUGCUAUUUGGAUCAUCUUCUUUAGCUUCCUGGUAAUGUCUAAAUUACACUCGUGUUAUUCUCUCAGCUUAGAGAAGGAGCUCUCUGACCUUUAGAAGAGGCUGGAGAAUCUUCCAGGGGAGAGAAGUUUGAGAAGCUCCAGCUAGAGGAACAUUAAGUUUUCCAGCCCCUACCAAGUGGACUAACGACAACAGCUUUCGGGGAAACAUCCAAGAUUUCUGGAUCCUUCCAUGGAUCUUUAAGGUACAUAUGGGGAGAAGUGAGUGUUUGACCAGAGAUCACAGGACAUGGAAUCAAAGAAACUAAGGGUUGAGUCCUGACCCUCUCCACACUGUUUCAGCUUCCUGCCCACCCCUGGCACUGGAUGGCACUACAGUGAAAACGGUUUCCAUGAUCCUUGACUUCCCUCUUUAAAGGAAAGCAUGUAAUUUCAGCAGCAAACAUUAUCUGGUUCCUACUCAAACUCCAUCUCCAAUCCAAGAAAACGUGAGAGAGAAUCUAACAUAAAAAGUUCUGUUCAAGGUGCACACAGCUGAAUGUGUUGCAGCGUGCAGCAGUGAACUACCAGGCUGUACUUGGAGAGAACUCUGCCCAGUACUCACCAACACUCUUUCGGAGGUGCCCUCUGAUUCAGACUUUGGAAUUCCUUUUUCAACUUCACCUUGGCUAUCACAUCGAUACCGGUAAGCAAACUUCUUUCUCAGAGCCUCUGCUAUGAGGGCAGCAGGGUCAGCAGCAUCCACCGGUUUGGGCUUCGUGUCUUGUGCUGACCUGAGAGAAAUGAACAUGAACCGAGGGGGCGCUGAUCCCUCCAGAAAGCACACGGGGAGCCUGGCGGCAUUUCCCUGGCAUCAAUACACGUGACAAAGACACUGACACAUACUGAUGCGGCGAAGUGGAAAACCUAGAUUUAAAGCUCAAUGAAAGAGCACAAAAGUGCCCAGUAACAGUCCCUCCGGUCCUCUCAGGAGCAGAGAUUAUGUGCUCCUUCAGGGAAAUUAGGGUUCCAUUCUUCUCCAAAAGCCUGGUGACUACCAUAGCAGGGAUGCAUACAGCUUCACUGGAUGAAUGACUGCACAGUAAUGAAAAGCCUUCAAAUGCAGUUGGGGGAGAAACUGGAAAGUUACCUGCAAGUGUUUAUUCUGCUAAUCUCUUAGGCUCCCGUACACAGUUAACUGUCAUUUUUAAACUAAAAACUUAGAGCUACUCAUGUAGUCAUGUUAUAAAACAAAGUUCGCAAGAAACCUAGUACUUGGGAGAUCGGUUCAAGAUGGCACAGUAGAAGGACGUGCUCUCCCUCCUGCAAGAGCACCAGAAUCACAACUAACUGCUGAACAACCAUCGACAGGAAGACACUGGAACUCCCCAAAAAAGACAGCCCACAUCCAAAGACAAAGGAGAAGCCACAAUGAGACGGUAGGAGGGGCGCAAUCACAAUAAAAUCAAAUCCCAUAACUGCUGGGUGGGUGACUCACAGACUGCAGAACACUUAUACCACAGCAGUCCACCCACUGGAGUGAAGGUUCUGAGCCCCACGUCAGGCUUCCCAACCCGGGGGUCCGGCAACAGGAGGAGGAAUUCCUAGAGAAUCAGACUUUGAAGGCUAGUGGGAUUUGAUUGCAGGACUUCGACAGGACUGGGGAAAACAGAGACUCCACUCUUGGAGGGCACACACAAAGUAGUGUGUGCAUCGGGACCCAGGGGAAGGAGCAGUGACCCCAUAGGAGACAGAAGCAGACCUACCUGCUAGUGCUGGAGGGUCUCCUGCAGAGGUGGGGGGUGGCUGUGGCUCACCAUGGGGACAAGGACACUGGCAGCAGAAGUUCUGGGAAGUACUCCUUGGUGUGAGCCCUCCCAGAGUCCACCAUUAGCCCAAAGAGCCCAGGUAGGCUCCAGUGUUGGAUGACCUCAGGCCAAACAACCAGCAGGGAGGGAACCCAGCCCCACCCAUCAGCAGACAAGCGGAUUAAACUUUUACUGAGCUCUGCCCACCAGAGCUACAGCCAGCUCUACCCAUCACCAGUCCCUCCCAUCAGGAAACUUGCACAAGUCUCUUAGAUAGCCUCACCCACCAGAGGGCAGACAGCAUAAGCAAGAAGAACUACAAUUCUGCAGCCUGUGCAACAAAAACCACAUUCACAGAAAGAUAGACAAGAUGAAAGGGCAGACAGCUAUGUACCAGAUGAAGGAACAAGAUAAAACCCCAGAAACCAACUAAAUGAAGUGGAGAUAGGCAACCUUCCAGAAAAAGAUUUCAGAAUAAUGAUAGUGAAGAUGAUCCAGGACCUCGGGAAAAGAAUGGAGGCAAAGACUGAGAAGACACAAGAAAUGUUUAGCAAACACCUAGAAGAAUUAAAGAACAAACAGAGAGAUGAACAAUACAAUAACUGAAAAGAAAAAUAGAAUAGAAGGAAUCAAUAGCAGAAUAACUGAGGCAGAAGAACGGAUAAGUGACCUGGAAGACAGAAUGGUAGAAUUCACUGCUGUGGAACAGAAUAAAGAAAAAAGAAUUAAAAGAAAUGAAGACAGCCUCAGAGACCUCAGGGACAACAUUAAACGCAACAACAUUCGCAUUAUAGGGGUCCCAGAAGGAGAAGGGAGAGAGAAAUGACCCAAGAAAAUAUUUAAAGAGAUUAUAGUCAAAAACUUCCCUAACGUGGGAAAUAGCCACCCAAGUCCAGGAAGCACAGAGUCAGGAUACAGGAUAAACCCAAGGAGAAACACACCAAGACACAUAGUAAUCAAACUGGUAAAAAUUAAAGACAAAAAUUAUUGAGAGCAGCAAGGGAAAAACAAGUAACAUACAAGGGAACCCCCAUAAGGUUAAUAGCUGAUUUCUCAGCAGAAACUCUACAAGCCAGAAGGGAGUGGAAUGAUAUACUUAAAGUGAUGAAAGGGAAGAACCUACAACCAAGAUUACUCUACCUGGCAAGGAUCUCAUUCAGAUUCGAGGGAGAAAUCAAAAGCUUUACAAACAAGCAAAAGCUAAGAGAAUUCAGCACCACCAAACCAGCUCUACAACAAAUGCUAAAGAAACUUCUGUAAGUGGAACACAAGAGAAGAAAAGGACCUACAAAAACAAACCCAAAACAA
Messenger RNA from Globicephala melas (long-finned pilot whale), 7396 nucleotides. The record is from RefSeq and is a predicted model, not a curated record. Lineage: Eukaryota; Metazoa; Chordata; Mammalia; Artiodactyla; Delphinidae.